This is a messenger RNA of Budorcas taxicolor (takin), 729 nucleotides long. It is a transcript of the gene CD8A, whose product is annotated as CD8 subunit alpha. NCBI's taxonomy places the organism in Eukaryota, Metazoa, Chordata, Mammalia, Artiodactyla, Bovidae. Bases 1 to 729 code for a protein of 242 amino acids. The transcript has 6 exons. The record is from RefSeq and is a predicted model, not a curated record.
AUGGCCUCACUCUUGACCGCCCUGAUCCUGCCGCUGGCCCUGCAGCUGCUCGAUGCCCCCAUGGUCCUCGGGUCGCUCUCGUUCCUGAUGUCGCCGACGCAGAAGGAGACCAGACUGGGCGAGACGGUGGAGCUGCAAUGCGAGGUGGUGCCGUCCGGCAUGGCGUCAGGGUGCUCCUGGCUCCGCCAGAUACCCGGGGACGACCCCAGACCCACCUUCCUAAUGUAUGUCUCCUCCCAACGGGUCAAGCUAGCCCAGGGACUGGACCCCGACCACAUUUCCGGCGCCAGGUUCACCGGCUCCAAAUUCCAGCUCACCCUGAGAAACUUCCGCCAGGAGGACCAAGGCUACUAUUUUUGCUCGGUCUUGAGCAACUCGGUCCUGUACUUCAGUAACUUCGUGCCUGUCUUCUUGCCAGCGAAGCCCGCCACGACGCCGGCGAUGCGGCCAUCCACGCGCGCGCCCACCAUCGCGCCGCAGACUAGGUCUGUCUCUCCGCGCUCAGAGGUGUGCCGGCCCUCGGCGGGCAGCACAGUGGACACGAACGGGCUGGACUUCGCCUGCGAUAUCUACAUCUGGGCUCCCCUGGCCGGGACCUGCGCCGUCCUUCUCCUCUCAUUGGUCAUCACAUGCAUCUGCUACCGCCGGAACCGAAGACGUGUCUGCAAAUGUCCCAGGCCCGUGGUCCGACAAGGAGGCAAGCCCAACCUUUCAGAUAAAUAUGUCUGA